This is a messenger RNA of Canariomyces notabilis, 3906 nucleotides long. RefSeq lists its product as uncharacterized. Gene Ontology annotation, molecular function: NAD+ poly-ADP-ribosyltransferase activity. NCBI's taxonomy places the organism in Eukaryota, Fungi, Ascomycota, Sordariomycetes, Sordariales, Chaetomiaceae. The record is from RefSeq and is a predicted model, not a curated record. The transcript is spliced from 4 exons. The coding region runs from base 170 to 3796 and encodes 1208 amino acids.
ACUGGCGUCGGGAUCCCAUCUUUUCAGAUCGACCGUUGUCAACCAUUUCUCCCAAGCGAUAAACGACCAUCGCUUUCGUACCUGACCUCGAUCUCCUGACCGCGACUACAAUUAACAUUCUUCUACGACGAGGCUGGAUGAAACCCAGCGAUUCCCACUACUGACAGCCAUGAGCUUCAAGAAAUUCAAAUCCGAUGUCUCGACAGCAGCCCAGAAGGUCGCUACUGGCGCCGUUGCUAGCGUCUUGUCAGUUGGGGCCGGCGACUCUGACGGCGAAGUUGUGAUUACAUACCGCCACGAUAGCCUCCCCGCAGAUCUGAAGAUACAGGCACUCGCCCAGGAUCUCAGCGAGUAUCCCGACGGAAACAUGUUCAUGCUUUGGAUUGCCGACGACUGUGACCUGCUGCAGCCCGUGCUGACCGCUAUCAAAGCUACCCAGGACUACCUCCUAGGACUGUCUGUCUACGAGAUGGUUAUUGAGGUAGCAAGCCGUAUCAGAAAGGAGCUUGGCCAGUCCAAGCAGGACGGGGACGGCAAGGAGUCACAUGCUGACGCCGAGGCUGAUGAGCACGAAGACCAUGAUUUCGACAACUUCGAUGACGCAGACGACGACAGCCAAUUUUCGAUUGAAAACGGAUUCGGGUUGACACCCUGGACUUCCGAGCCCGUUUCGGAGCAGUCGACGCUAUCCGAACAUCAGCAGCGAGUGUUAAGUCGCAUCAGGCGGGACCUCCGCCAGGUCAAACAUGCCGGCUACAAAGUUGGCUUCCUCGACGGCUUUGGCCAAACCUCCAUUCUCGGCCAUGUGUCCAUCUCCAUCCGCGUCGACAAGCUGGCGCUGUCAGACGAGGCAAUGGAGGCCUGGGGCGUCAACCCGGGCGAGUACAUUGUGCUCCUUCUCCGGUUUGAGAAGGGCUACAUUCCCUUGGAACGCGUUCUCGAACUUCCGGCGAGCCAAACUGACAUCAAGUUUCGCAUUGGCAAGUCCAAAAGGCACAAACCCUCUCUAGCCCAAGCGCUGGCCGCCUUCGUCGAGGCUACCCAGACAAUGCCAACGGCUAAUGCGGACAUCGGCGGGGAGGACUUGGAUUCCCUCAGCGAUAACUUUGAGAAACUCUUCAUAUCCAACUCACUAGACGACUUUCUGAACGGGAGUUUCAUAUCGUUGUUGAAACUCCGAAGAUCCCUUGGGGUAGACUGGGAGAAGGCGAAUGAGUCUUUGCUACAAAAGAUCUUGCAACUCCCCGCAAAAGAGGUGCUCAGUGACUCUGCAGAGGCAGAGAACUGCAGUGGCGGGCCUCCUGGUUUCAAUAUAGACCAAGGACGACAUCGAGUUCUGGCUUCGGACCACCUCAUUGAGAGUGGUCCGGCCGAUGAGCACAGCCUACCGCUCAUUGCAGUGCAGUUCGCCAUGCGGUACUUUGUCAAAUGUACCGAAUACUGCCUAAGAUGCCAUCGCCGACUCGAGAAGGGCUUCCAAGCUCUCCGGCCAUACGUCUGCUCCACCCCACUAUGCUUGUUCCAGUACAUGGCCAUGGGAUUUGGUCCCUCCAUCGAACACGAGAUCCUCACGGAGCCCUACGUUGUUGACCUCCUGGUCAGUUUGUGCUACGCAGCUAUCCAGCCAUACUACUCACUCGCCAGUCGUUUGCCGGCAUCCAACCCGCCUGCUCCGAAACCUAGCCUCCCGAUCCGAUCCCUCCCGGCUGGAUUGAAACUACAGGUCCCGCAUCUAUCUAAUCCGGAGCCAAAAUCACUAACAGCCCAGUUAGUCGGCGAUAGUCUUCUGUUUGAGCAUGAGGACGCCAGAAAAUUGGCUGAGAGAUUGGCCCCGGCGAGAUGGGUUGCGUUCCGCAAGCCACCAUCACAGCCUAGUAUUACCCAGCAUGCGCGCAUAGUCGAAAUUGACUAUGACGCCAAAAGAGCUGUGGUGGAAAUAAUGGGCGAAUCAGCCGCCCACUGGACUGCAGAUUCGCCCAACAAUAAGGGCGCCGACCAACCGCAUGCACGCUCGCGUCAGGCGGAGAAGAUGGAAGAUGGGGACUAUUGCGACGUUUUUCCCUACGAUACUGACUUCGACUCACUGGACGAAAGCGACAAAGGGAUUGCCAUGCGCCACAUCUUGGACACGCUUCCAUCCAUCCUCGAAAUGAAAGACUGGCUGACGAGCCACCCUGGGUCCAGAAUCCGCUCGAUGGAGCGCAUUUCCCCGGCUGCGGAAUCACUCCUGAAUUGGAUUGUUUCCUCUAACCGCUCAUGUAUCUUCCAAGUCGGCGGAUCGCAGGAUGCCAUGUCGAAUCUCCUUCCCGAGCCAGCAGGCAAAGCUAGAGGCAGGGAGCACGAGUGGAUUCCGGGCUUGGAUGGUUGGAUGCAGUUCCGCUUCGCUCAAGGCUCGCCCGACAAGGAAUUGCGGUUCAACCGGGCACUCAAAGAGGUAGCCGAGACAAAAUCUCUCGGUGCCCACCCAACUAUUCUUGCCUGGCAUGGGAGCAACUUGGCGAACUGGCACAGCAUUGUACGAACCGGCUUGGACUACCAGGAUAUCAGGUCUGGCCGCGCCUACGGGCACGGCGUCUACUUCAGCCGUCACUUCUCCACGAGCAUAGGCUACACAGGGUCCGCCCAAUAUUGGCCGAACUCAGACCUCAAGCUCAUCAACUGCUUGAGUUUGAACGAGAUUAUCAAUGCGCCCGAAAAAUUCGUGUCGAAAGACCCUCACUACGUGGUAUCCCAACUCGACUGGCAUCAGUGUCGCUAUCUGUUUGUACAGACAAGCCGUACGGUCAGAGGACCGACCAAGCAGCCGAGCGCUAAGAUAGCAGACAGCCGGGCUUUAUAUCCGCAAGCACCAGGUUUUGAGGUCUAUGGACCGUCUAACCAGAUACUGAAGAUCCCCUUGUCUGCCAUCCCUCCUCGAACCAUUGGCCUAGGGGGUGUAAAGACUUUGGGCCCUUCAAAGCGACCAAUACAGCGGCUGGAAGACAGCGACGAUGAGGAUGCCGAGGAUAUCUCGCUGUUGUUGAGCGACGACGAAUUCAAUGCUUGUCGCAACCCGCCUGGCAAAAAAUCGGCCUCGCAUGCCUCUAGUCUGGACACUGAGGUCACCCGAGAGCGAGGUGGCGCGCGCCCGCCUACGCCGGCUAGUGUUGACAGGUCGCUUACCGACUUUGAGCCGGGUACGCUUGAUCUGACGACGUUGCCUCGUCUCGGCGCUCCCUCAUUCGCAACAGAUGCGGCUGGCCGAGUGCUGAGCCGGGAAUUACGAAAAUUGCAGAGCAUCCAGGCCAAGACGGCCCUCCACGAGCUGGGUUGGUACAUGGACUUUGACCAGGUUACCAACCUCUUCCAGUGGAUCGUUGAGCUCCACAGUUUCGACCCGGCGCUGCCGCUGGCGCAGGACAUGAAGCGGACCGGCAUCACGUCCAUUGUGGUCGAGGUGCGCUUCGGCGCCAAUUUCCCCCUUAGCCCCCCCUUUGUGCGCGUUAUCCGCCCGCGGUUCCUCCCUUUCGCCAUGGGCGGCGGCGGGCACGUCACGGCGGGCGGCGCCAUGUGCAUGCAGCUACUGACCGACUCCGGCUGGAGCCCCGCCUACAGCAUGGAGAGCGUUCUUUUAGAGGUCCGGCUCGCCCUCUGCAAUCCCGAGCCCAGGCCGGCGCGGCUGCAGAACGCGACGCAGAAGAACGUGGCCCCGCUCGACUAUGGCGUUGAGGAAGCGAUCGAGGCGUAUAUUCGCGCCGCGAGGUCGCAUAACUGGAAGGUACCCGCGGGUCUUCGGCAGACGGCCAGCGGCGUUUAAGGGGGAGUGGGCGGUAUGAUCUUGGUGCCGGUUAAGGAAUUGCUUGGUGGUCAAGGAGGAUUCCUACCCAAUCUGCUUUGGCAAGAUCGCUGGCUCAUCCACUCAUCCGG